GUAAUCGUCAUUGAUCUUGAUAAAAUUCUUCUUUAAGAUUUUCAAAAACUUUGAACCAAGAAAGUUAGAACUUUCGAAAAAGUCAUCUUUCUUGGAAUAAAAUUGCUCUCCGAGCUUCUUUUUGAAACGAGAUCGACAUUGAUUUUUGUUAACAUUCCGAGUCAAUGUUGCUUGUAACGUAGCCUCAGAUGGGCUAUAAAACUUCGUUCAUAUACACUCUCCUUCCUUUUAGCGAUGUGUUAUUUUUCUCUUUCAUUUUUAACAGUUUUUGUGAACUCAUUCUAAUUUUAUAGGCUCCAGCAAACGCUCACUCUCCCAUUAUGCUAUUCGUGUUACACUUGUCUCUCGUUUUGCUCUGCCAAAAUGCUUACAGCGCCACACCAGAGCGACAGCGUUUGAAAACGCUGGAGCACGCUUAUCAAUACAAGUCACCGCCUGUGUCAAACACACCUUAUGCACAGCCAGUCAAAUUGCCUAAAGUGCAACAACGACAAAAAUAUCAAUCAACAAAUUUCAAUGGCAUCGGGCCGUUUGCGCAAAAUUAUAGAAACGCAGACUAUGAGCGGCCGUUAUAUGCCGCCGAUGAGCAGCAACAUGGUUAUUUUAAGCAUUUUCAACAAAAACAACAACAACAGCAGCGAGAUAUUGAUAAUAUUUACCAUGCGACAAAGCAGAAAUAUAUGCACCAAUAUAGUUUACCAACAAACGCCUAUCAACUGCCUCAAAACGCAAUCAGCCAAGCGUCACGCCCACCCUUGGCUUCAGAAAUUGUAUACGCCAGAGAAGCAUUGCCCCAGUACCAAACGGGAGUCGCAGCGAGCACCGCACAGGCCGCUAACAAACAUAAAAGCCAUUCCAAUCAGCUAUUGCACGCGCCUGAACGACAAGCUGAGAAGGACACACGACUAGUCUACACCAACCAAUUACCCUAUCCACCGUCUUUUAUCAGCAUCACCAGUACGACAACAACGCAAACACCACCAUACAAUAUGAGGCAGCGUAGUGCUGAUACCGACGAUAAUAAUAUCAAACAAUUUCCAGAUAUUUUCGCCAAACGUCAACAUAUCUCAUUAUUGGACUCGUAUAUACCCAGUUGGGUGAUGUUGCGUAUGCAACAACAACAUAAGCGCCAACAACAAAAACAAUUGCAUAAAUUUUUCGCUACACAUACUUUGGCGUAUCCGAUUUCAAAAACGUAUGCCCAAAAGUAGGCAACAGCGUUUGCUAUGCGCGCGUGGCCUACCUUUAGGCGGAAUUUAUUGCGUAUAUUUUCAGUGUUUAUACUUAUGUAUAUCUGAAUUCGUAGUCA
This is a messenger RNA of Bactrocera neohumeralis, 1309 nucleotides long. RefSeq lists its product as uncharacterized. The transcript is spliced from 2 exons. The coding region runs from base 321 to 1211 and encodes 296 amino acids. The record is from RefSeq and is a predicted model, not a curated record. NCBI's taxonomy places the organism in Eukaryota, Metazoa, Arthropoda, Insecta, Diptera, Tephritidae.